This is a messenger RNA of Phyllostomus discolor (pale spear-nosed bat), 8699 nucleotides long. It is a transcript of the gene JRKL, whose product is annotated as JRK like. Bases 681 to 2255 code for a protein of 524 amino acids. NCBI's taxonomy places the organism in Eukaryota, Metazoa, Chordata, Mammalia, Chiroptera, Phyllostomidae. The record is from RefSeq and is a predicted model, not a curated record. Gene Ontology annotation, cellular component: nucleus. The transcript has 2 exons. Gene Ontology annotation, molecular function: DNA binding.
AAACAAGGGCAGGGUAAGGCCAGAAUCCCGCCAAACCACAGCUCCAAGUCCGCGUAACAGUCCCGCCUGGCUCCCCAACACGGAACUACUGUGCACCCCGCCCCCUGCAGCGCAGCCCCGCCCGCGGAGGUUGCGCCCAAGGCUGUUCCACCCACCGGGAAGACAGCGCGGGAAUUUUUAUCCAGGCCUACAGCGAGGCGCGGCUUCCUCAGCCCCUCCCUUAAACCCUCAGCAACUGGAGCCGGCGCCCCAGCCAGUCUCCGCCCAAAGCUGGCCCGCGCCGCCCGCGCGCCCGCACCUUUCAAAGCGCCUCCGCCUCUGCCUCCGCCUUCGCCUUAGCUCCUGGGACUUCAGACAGGCGACGCCCUUGCAUGUUCCGGAGAUGAGGGGAAGUCCCUCCUCUGAGGGACAAGGGGCGGGGCCAGGCUGCGGGAGGGGGCUUCUUCCGGGAGCGUGUGCUGUGGGAGGAGCGGUCGCUGUGCGUUAGUCUAGGAGUGGUGCGGGCUCCUGGUUCCAUCUGAGCCACGCCCAGCCGGGACAGAUUCAGGCCCACCAGGUUCCUGGUAAGGCAGACAUACUGAGUGUAUAACAGCGUGUUCAACUGAAUCUGUGCGACAGAGGAUAGAAGAAUUUUGUGGGCUGUUUCAGUGCGAGUGUGGGGAGAACCCCAGAACCUCACCAUGUCUGGGAAACGGAAGCGAGUGGUGUUGACUAUAAAAGAUAAGCUUGAUAUAAUAAAGAAACUCGAAGAUGGAGGUUCUUCUAAACAGCUGGCAGUGAUUUAUGGAAUUGGUGAGACAACAGUUCGGGAUAUAAGAAAAAAUAAGGAAAAGAUUAUAACUUAUGCGAGCAGUUCUGAUUCCACAAGUCUUCUGGCUAAGAGGAAAUCUAUGAAGCCAUCCAUGUAUGAGGAACUGGACAGAGCAAUGCUGGAAUGGUUCAACCAGCAAAGGGCGAAAGGGAAUCCUGUAUCCGGACCCAUUUGUGCAAAAAGGGCAGAGUUCUUCUUUUAUGCUUUGGGAAUGGAUGGCGAUUUUAACCCCUCUGCCGGUUGGUUAACUCGUUUUAAGCAGCGGCACAGCAUUAGAGAAAUUAACAUUAGAAAUGAAAGAUUAAAUGGUGAUGAGACAGCUGUGGAAGAUUUUUGUAACAACUUUCGAGACUUCAUUGAACGAGAGAAUCUGCAGCCUGAACAAAUUUACAAUGCAGAUGAAACUGGACUCUUUUGGAAAUGCCUACCUUCUAGGACUUCAGUGAUCAAAGGUAAAUGUACUGUCUCUGGGCACAAGUCAAUUGAAGAAAGAGUCACUGUCAUGUGUUGUGCCAAUGCAACAGGUUUACACAAACUUAAACUUUGUGUUGUGGGCAAAGCAAGGAAACCUCGCUCCUUCAAGUCAACUGACACCUCAAACUUGCCUGUCUCUUAUUUCAGCCAGAAAGGUGCAUGGAUGGAUCUUUCCAUUUUCCGACAGUGGUUUGACAAGAUCUUUGUGCCAGAAGUUCGAGAGCACUUAAGAUCAAAAGGCCUGCAGGAAAAGGCUGUGCUCUUAUUGGAUAAUUCACCAACACAUCCAAAUGAAAAUGUCCUUAGGUCAGAUGAUGGCCAAAUAUUUGCUAAAUAUUUACCCCCUAAUGUGGCUUCAUUGAUUCAGCCCUCGGACCAGGGUGUCAUAGCAACAAUGAAGAGGAACUAUCGUGCAGGUCUUCUCCAGAACAAUUUGGAAGAAGGUAAUGACUUGAAAUCAUUCUGGAAAAAGCUAACUCUGCUAGAUGCACUUUAUGAAGUAGCAAUGGCAUGGAAUUUAGUGAAGCCUGUUACCAUUAGCAGAGCAUGGAAGAAGAUUCUCCCUACCAUAGAGGAGAAAGAAAGCUUGGACUUUGAUGAAGAAGAUAUUUCACUGGCUACUGUGGCCACCAUUUUACAACACACCAAAGGAUUGGAAAAUGUGACUACUGAGAACAUUGAAAAAUGGUUUGAAGUGGAUAGCACUGAACCAGGGUAUGAAGUAUUAACUGACAGCGAAAUCAUCAGAAGAGCUCAGGGCCAGACAGACGAAUCCAGUGAAAAUGAGGAGGAGGAAAUAGAACUGAUUCCAGAGAAACAUAUCAAUCAUGCAGCUGCUCUCCAAUGGACUGAAAAUUUAUUGGAUUAUCUAGAACAACAAGGUGAUAUGAUUCUGCCUGAUAGACUGGUGAUACGUAAACUUCGAGCCACCAUCAGAAAUAAACAGAAGAUGACCAACUCGAGUCAAUAAUGACAUUUCACUGUUUUUGUUUUGGUGACUGUGUAGAUAACUUUUAACCUCUUUGCAAUAAUGGCUUUAUUUUGUGUGUGUUCUGAAUUCUCAGGCAGUCCUAUCAAAUACAGGUACAAAAAUGUGUCUGAAGUGGUUUGAGGAUUGUGCUUUGCACCUUCUGUGUCUCUUAUCCUUUUACUUACGCAGAUAAUCUGAAGCUCGUUCUGUAUGAAUAUAAUUUACACAUACAUGUUUUCACUUUUGUAGAUCUAUAAUUAUCCCUUCCAUAACAGUGGCAUUCUCUAAAUUUUCUAGCAAAAAUUGAGCAUUCUCCUAAAAUCUUUUCUUUGAUUUUUAACCACUGUCACAAUAAUCUUUUCUUGUGCUAAUCCUCUUAAAUGGUUAUUUUGUGUAUCUGUAUGUGCUGCAAGUAUGAGGAAAUAUCUAUAUUGUUAGAUUUCAGGGUGAUCUAUAAUUCAAAAUGAAGUUCAAUAAUAAGGAGACAAUGAUUUAUGAAUUCCAAGAAUAACAGAAAAAUUUUUGGAUGGUACUAGGGGGAGAUUUUUUCUGGAAAUGAAAGUAAAUACAAUAUAGGAAGUGAUUGCUCACUUAGAAAACUAUUGGAAAGCAGAUAUAUAAAAGAUUGUAAUCUAUUCAUUUGUAGAAAACUGGAAGUUGAAAAUUUGGGGAACUUUAUUUAUACAAAGGGAAGAAAUUGGGUUCUUUUGAUUGGGUAACAGUAUAGGUUUAUUAUUUAUUCAACUAAUUAUAGUACAGGUUUUGUAAUGUUACAUGUGGUAUUGUUUUUUGAGCUCCCACCUUAUAUGUGGGGGAACAUCUUGGGAAUUUGAAAGUUAUUUUUUUUACUGUGUACUUAAUAUUACAUGAAAUUUGAAAAAAAGCUUGUCAUACAUUCCCCUUUUAUUACAUAUGAAAAGAAAAAAUAAAGUUUUUAUUAUUUUUAAUAAGCCAUAGGUUAUAACUGUUUUAUGAAGAGAGCAGAAAUAAUUAGGGAAAGUGCCAGAUUCUUAGGAAUUUCAUCAUUUAUUAUUUUGACACUUGUAAAACAUUCUAGAAUUUAUCAAAAUUUUGAUAAAUUUGCUUAGGAAAUUUAGUAUGUUUAUUCAAGACAUGAAAAAACAUUACCUAUGUGAGUAUUAAUUUAAUUUAUGAUUUAAAAGCAAAGUGUGCCCAUAUUUAAUGUUUUCACACUAAUUUUUUAAGUACAUUUUUAAAAAGUAGAAUUAGUCAUUUUUUAACUUUAUCAUUGAAAUACGUUGCAUUUUAUAGUGCCUUCUUAGAAUUCUAAAAUUUCAAAAAGAUUUUUCACUUCCCAUAAUUUCUGUUAUCUUCAUGGUAUGUCCAGGUUUUUUUAAGGACAUGUCUAUGAGAAUUUGAAAGUUGUUUGUGUUGCAUGAAUUGCCUCUGUGCACAGAGGGAAAGAAACAUCAGAAGUUAACGUAGAUAUUGAAGCAGAUAAUUAUAUCUUCUAUAAAUUAAUCAUAUGUAAAUUGACUUUUCAUUUUUCUAAAAUGAAAAUACUAAAAAGCUUCUUGGAAUUUGUCUGGAUUUGGUCACUUUUAAAAUUAACCUUGUCUGUGAAAUUCAGCUAUAUCAUUGCCACCUAGUGGUUCAAUUAACAUAACUGUUAAGCUGUGUGGUUUUAAACUUUAGUAUCUAGUAAAAGGUUCACUGUUUUGUGGCCUUGAGUGUGAAUCUUAUGACUCUUCUCUAGCCUGUGAGAAACUUUGCUUUCUUUGAUUUGUAGCUAUUUGCUCUUUUCUGAAGCUGCCAACACUGGUAAGCUAAUAGUUCUGUUUUGGACCUUUCUAUCCUUAAACAAUUAUAAAAGCUGCCAGUUAUUGAAUACUAUAUUAUGUCCUAAGCAGUGUACUUAUAUAAUCCUCAAAUUGUGAAUUAUGAGGAAAUACUAAUGCUCAGCUCACACUCUUUAAUUGCUGAAGAUCAUCCACUUGGCUACAGGUAAGAAUUUAAACCCAGGUGUUUGAUGCCAAAACCUGCGCUUAUAUAGGGUCCAGUAGAAGUAAGGCUUGCUUGAGUGUGGUUGGUAGGAUAUGUGAAUGUCUUGCAAGAGAUGGACAGCAAUUUGAACAUCUCACAAAAAAUAAUCAUAUGGUGUGCUUGAGUGUAAUAUUGUUAUGUUACAGAAUUACAUACUUAAUGAUUUUGUAAUAAAAGAUUUUGUAAUGAAAAAUAGGGGCAUUAUUUGUGCCAGAACCUGUAUUAUCCAACCUAGGCUAACCCUUUUCAAGUCUUCAACAUUUAUUCCUUGCCACCACCUCUACCACAUGGUACAGUUAACUGAAUGUACUUAACUAUUUUCCAGUGUAUUUGUGGCAGCAACUGCCUUUUUCUUUACCCUUUUAUGAGAUUAUUAGUCUUCCUUUUUACAACUAUGUAGUGUCUCUAUUUCCCUGUUUAUGCACAACUUAACAGUAUUUGGAACUUGCAUCAUCUGCUUUCAGGUUAGCUCUGCUCAAUGAGGAUCCUUUCUCACUUCCCAAUUUAAAACCCACCACUGGGAAAAAGUUCAGCAAACAUUAUUUCUCUUUAGUUCAUGAGGCAUUCUGAAAGAGUUGGCACAGUACAGUACUAACAUGAAAGUCUUGCUGGACAAAAGAUACUGGAAAACAUUGUUACCAAAGGCACAUGAGCACGUAUAUACUCAGAUCCACAGAGAUCAAAAGGAGCAAAUCAAGCCCCCAAACAAGAUAUGGGGAAGAGAAAAAAGGUUAGUUUCAAAUAGGUAGUCAGAGAAGAAAAAAAAUUUAAGGGAUAUGUGGCUUGCAGUGAGGUUCAUUUAGUACCAAAAUAGUAGUGAUGUGGUUUCAGCAUCCUAGCCCCAGGCUGACUAGUAUGUGCUGCUCACUCAUAGAUGGACCCUGUCAUCCCCCUUUGUUUUCCUUUUUUCAGUUAUGGGAUGUUAAGAAGUUAGUGCCACACUAAAUGUUUCAUCCAUAGUUGGAACCAUUUAAUGGCUGAUGCCAGAAGAUGCUUGUGUACUUUAUCUGCUGCAAAGUAAAAAAUUCUUAGUGUGCAAUUCUUAUUCUCUUACUGUGCCACCAGUGGUUCUGUUUGGCUUUCCAUUUCUCCACUAAAUAAUUAGUCAUAGACAUGUUCUCUAACCACCCUUGCCAGGUUUCUCCAUUGAUGAGCCUUGAUACAUCUCUCAGAAAACCAACUGUACAUGAAAAUAUUUCUUUAAAAUACACUCUUAGUAGCCAAGAACUCUGUAAGAGUAGGUUUACCUGCAGGGGUUGAUGCAGAAAAUUAGAAACUUGCUUUUCAUGAGAGUUUUUGGGCCUUUUGGGAGUAGAUGGGUGAGGGAAGUGGAAUUCUUUGCCUGUUUUAAAUUCAGUGAAUCAUUCUAAAGAGUCCUGCGUAUACAUAAAUAGUUUCAAAUACUUCUCUAUUUAAUGUUAGGAAUUUGCAUUAAAUGUUGCAUUUUUAAAUAAAUCAUUUUAACCUUCAAAAAAUCAGUGAAUCAAGAAUUUGUUGAGUUUUACUAUAUGUGUAGACUGUACUGGUGGUGGGUUUAGGAAAAUGUAAAAAAGCGAAGACUGGUUCUUGUCUCUCAGGAUCUUAAAAUCAAGGUGGAAAAAUAACACUUGGAAAAAAACCCCAUCUGGUUUGUUUGUAAGCUCACAUAGAACAGCUAACAAUGGGGUAAGGAUUAUGUAAGGAUACAACAUGAUGUAUUUUGCUUAUUCAUCCCUUUGCUGGCUUCUCUAUACAUUUAAAACUUCUCUUUGUUUUCUUUAGUUUUUACUGCUCCUGGGUAUCCAUUUCCAUUACCUGCAUGCUUAUGAUCCCAAAUCUAUCUCUAGUCACUCUUUCUUCAGAUGUCCAGAUCUGUAUCUUCAAUUGAGUAUCAGGGUUUAAGUUCAGAAAGGAAAUUAAAAUUAUUUCUUCAUUUCCCACCUAUAGCAAUCUCUUCUAUCAGCAUCCUAAUGUCAGAGCCAUCUAGAUGGGCUAAAGAUUUAAAAUGAUUUUUAACUGAAUGCCAAAUUUAAGUUUAUCUACUUCAGUCUGAAAUGAAAAAAAAAAAGGUAAUUAUCUACUUCUUUAUCUCCUUCUUUAUCACAUAUGUCCUUGACUCUGAUCAUUCCUUCCUAUGGACAGCCACAAGUGGUUUCUGUUUUUGGUACCCUUGUUGCUGCUCAAGUAAAAUUUAGUGUGUUGUGUUUAAAUCCCUAACCUCCUUAAAAGUCCUUCACUUAAACUCCCAGGUGUGUCCAACCUGCAGCCUGCGGGCUGCAUGAAGCUCAGGAUGGCUAUGAAUGUAGCCCAACACAAAAUUGUAAAUUUACUUAAAACAUUAUGAGAUGUUUUUGUGAUUACGUGUUACCAUGUAUUUAAUGUGUGACCCAAUACAAUUCUUCUUCCAAUGUGGCCCAGAGAUGCCAAAAGGUUGGACACUCCUGUUGAGACCAACUACACUAUUUAGAAAUGUCCUCUCAUCUGUUUUUCCUAUUUAAGGUAGCUGUCAAGUUUGCACAGUAACUAAUGUCAUGCAGUUAGAAGCUGGGAGUGAAAGAAUGCCCAGUGUUUCUAAGGUCUCAGAUUCUCUAAGACUUGUUAUAUUGUGGAGUGCUUUUUGUGAUGUGUGGCUCUUAAUAAUGGACUAUGAGAUUAAGGACCAUGGAAUCAAUGUUUUUGCAGCAUACAUUCAACAAAUGUGUACUGAACAAAUACUAAUUGUACAUUUUGUAUGAGUAAGGCAUUAUAUGGGAUACAUGAGUAAGAUUAUCUGCAUUCAAAAAAUGUACAGUGGAGAGGAAGAGACUUCAGGAAGAAUGAAUUAAGGGUUACAUGCUGAAAGGGUGCAAAUAAAAGAUUCAUUGAUUUGGGUAUGAGUGACAUUAGAUAGUAUAAUCUGAUAUGAGGAGUGGAAUUAUAAACAGUUGAGUUGAUCUUGAAAAAUAAUAAAUUUUCAUAAUGUUUUAUUGUGUUCAGUUACUGCCAAAUGUCCUCUGUGAAGGACAUCCUCAGUUGGGAACUAACUGCUAUAAACCUGUAAGCGCACAGGUAUUUAGUCUACUUUCCAAGUUACUGGAGGCAAUAUUUUAAAAACUUUUUACUACUAUUCCAUCUUUCUAGCCUCUGAUAGUAAUUUUCCUGAUGUCUGUUUCCUGAUCACAAAUUUAAUGCCACAAAUUUGAGAUUUUGGUCAUAGCAACACCCAUUGAUAGGUACAGAUUUCUCUCUUGAUCUGGGUAAUUUAGCUGAUAAGCCUCAUAAUUUUAGGGUUUUGUAAUAAAUGUAUUUCAGCAGUCUUUUGAUGACAUAGGACUUGAUCAGAGCACAAUUUUUGCUCAAGUGGUGAUUCAUUGGCCCAGACUUCUUCCAUCUUUUGAUUUUUGCAUUUGCUAGAUGCUUAGAGUCUUCUGUAUUCAGGUAGCAAAUAGGAAAAGUAAUAAUGAAGAAUAUACACUAUGUUUUUAGUUUCUUCUUUCAGAAGUGAUAUAUAUUUCAGUUCACAUUCUAAUGAUGAGAACUAAUCACCUGGCCCUACAUUGAUAGAGGGGGUUUUUGGAAAUGACUCCCUAGCUAGUUAGCUGCUUCCUACUGACAGCUUUAUACUAUGGUAGGAGAAGGCACACAUUUUAUUGAAAGCCCUUUCUGAAAUAAAAAUAAUGGAUUUAUUCUCAGGGAAUCAUUUACCCUUCCCUAAUCUUUACUGAGUUUGUAGUCUUUUAUGGAGGUGGUACUUUUCCAACUUUUGGUCAUUCUUAAGUGUGAAUUCCUUACUCUACAGCUGAAAUUGCCCGAAAGACUAUAAUCUCUGCGUAUACAGCAUAUGUUGUGGAAAGUAUGAAAACAUCAACUAAGAUUUGGUGGGAACUAAAGAAACACUGGCUAACCUUUGGUUGGAGCCAUUGAUAAUGAGAAUAAGGAAUGGGCAUUAUAUCCUGCCAGACAGACAAUUGAGUAGCGUAUUUUCUGAGGGUGGAUGCUCCGAAUCCCUCCUCGUGUUACCAGCUACCAGGGAUGUUGUCCUAUGAUUACCUCAAGCUCUGCUCCUGUUUGAUGACGGGCCUCGUUUUCCCUUGUGACUAGCCUGGAAGGUGGUAGUAUGUGUCUGGAUCCUUGCACUAGGCCCUUGUUAGUUACACUAUCUGGACUUCUGCUUCCAGUUUUCACUCUUCAUUAUACGGAACAUGAUUUUCUCACAAUAUAUGGUCCUCCAAAAGUUUAGUUUCCUGUUCUGAGGAUGGCUAUACUGUACUUGCUUCAUUUAAAAGUAUAAAUUGUCUAUUUUUUAUAUGGUUGAUGUAAGAUGAGAAUAGAGCAUCUGCCAUCUCCAUUUAUCUUGGUGUCAAAAGUCAGCAGUGUGUGGUCUUGGAUGAAUCUCUAAAUCUCUCUGAUUCAAUGUAUCUCUACAAUGGGAACAAUAAUACAGAUUGCUAAAUGAGUGAAAUAAAAUAAUGUAUGAUACUU